This is a messenger RNA of Armigeres subalbatus, 847 nucleotides long. RefSeq lists its product as uncharacterized. The record is from RefSeq and is a predicted model, not a curated record. Lineage: Eukaryota; Metazoa; Arthropoda; Insecta; Diptera; Culicidae. The transcript has 3 exons. The coding region runs from base 74 to 847 and encodes 257 amino acids.
CAGAAAUGUAAACAAGCCAACUCAACGUUCGUUCUGGUGCGUGUAAAAGAUUUGCAUAAAAAAGUUAGAUAAAAUGUUUGGUGUUGUGCAGUUCCUCGAGAAUGGUCGGCUACAAGUGCUUACAGUUCCCAUGAGUUGGGUGAAAGGGGGAUUUUUGAUGUGGCCAAAAUCCAUAGGCAACGAUAAAAUUGAGAGAAUGCGGAAGGACGGUACCAGUUUUCACGGAGCAACGAAAGCCAUUCCAGUGAUGGUAACUAAAAAGUUCCGGAACCUGGCACCAGCGGAGGCGGCUGUGGAAGAAUUGGCCAGAAAAGAUGUUUCGGAUUUCGAAGGGAAGAAGAAGGUACUCGCUAAGAAGAAGAAAAAGAAACCUGCAACUAAAUUAGAUGAGUUGAAUGAGCUCUGUGCAGCUCUCGUGCAGAAAAAGCAACUGAAUGCUGGGCAAAUGCUGUCUUCAACGCCUCCACAGACACUCCCAUCAUCACUUCCACGGACGCUGACUCAACAGAAGCUGCCUCUAGUACCUCCACAGAUACUGCGAUCACCAGUUCCAGAAACGAUUUCUUCGUUAAGCAUGCCACAGAUACUGUCUGUAGGAUCACUGUCUCCUGAACAAAAACCAUACGACGAACAACCAUCGACAUCAUUCGGCCACCAGAAUGUAAGGCCUGGAGCCCCUCCGUUUAUGGUAGAAAUCAACGCUGCGCUGUUGAAUUCCGGUAUAUCAAGCCCAUCCGACCACGGAAACGCUCAAACUUCCCUUGAUGUAGUAGGAGAGAUCGUUCCAAAGAUCGGACCAGGCGAGCUGCUGAUUUCAAAUAAUGACCAAGGUAAAUAUAAGCGAUAA